UUGUUAAAUCCUGAAUGCUUGAAAACUACCUUCUAUUAUUCAUUUAAACAUCUCAGAAAAGGAAAAGAAAGGAACUGUAUCUCCAGUAUAACCACAGUUACUUUUACUGAAAUGAGCCCAAAGCCAAAGAUGUCCAUUCUCGUUGCUCUUUUGGCUUUCUUUACAACCACCAUCAAGGUAGGAAUUUUUUUUCUACCGACGACAAUGAAGUCUUCAAUUUUUUCAAGAUAAAAUCAUCAGAUUAUCCGAGCCGAUCGCUUAAAUUAAGUUAAAAGGAUACUUAAUUCAUACGUUGUUAAGAUAGAUAACUCACUCAUUCUCCUUCAAAAUGCUGUGCACUUGAGGAACGAAUCGCAUCGUUAUUUUGGUGGGCAAUCAAAUGUUAUUUACAGCAGCAGUCGGCUUGCUUUCAAUUGUUUCAUGGAAAAUAGAACAUCGAGGAGAUUUACUAAAUGUGUAAAUGGACUAUUCCGUUAGAACAACAUAUCGCGGGAGUCACAAAAGGUACGCUGAAAAUACCAACUAAGGCAAAAGUGGGUAUUUCUGAUUAUUCAGGUAAAUCUUAGAUUACAAAGGAAAUCUUUUCGGUAUCUGGCUCGACUCGAAAAAAGUUAAUCUGAUACUUCCAUGUUUGCAUUCUGUUAAAGAUGGUUGUUGACGAUUCCAAAGUAGUUCGAAGAUUUCUUAUAUGCAGUCAACGUGAAAAUAAAGAUCAGGAGAAAGAAGUAACUUAGCAUGGAACAAAAUAUGUAUAUCAUGCAUGUCAAUUUUAUUGUUGGACCGUGGAGCCCCCUCUCUUCGACAAUGAUAUCGCAAUCCUUUGCUGGUUUGCUUAUUUCUGUUUUCUUUUUUCUAUUAUUCAGGCAGAAACAACACUCUCUCACGUAAAGGCCACUUACAAUCGCUUCAACAAUAGAAUCUCUAAUGUCGACGUAAGUAAAUCCAUACCUGUUUCGUAAUUUUGCUGUCGUAUGUUCUUUUGUCAAUGAUUGACUUUGUAUAUUUGAAUAUCAAUAUGUAAAUGAAUAUAUGGAUAUUUUAUCACUCUUAUCUUCGCAUCUUACUAUUAUCUUCGCAAUUUGCCAUUAUCAGUGGUUAAUUUCUGUUUUAUGUGAAGAUUUUUGUGUGGUUUUAUUGAAACAUUUUAUAAUUACUUAAAAUGGAGCAAGGUGGUGCGGAAAAUCAAACCAAAAAAAUUAGGAGGCAGCAAAAAAUGGAAAUAAAAUAAAUAAAAUACAAAAGUCAGUGUUCAGUCAUGUCCACUAACAACGGAACAUCAAGGGGGAACGGAGCAUCUCUGAUGAGUUCAGUUAAAGGUCUGCUUUCUUUCACACGUACCUAACAAAAAAAGGAUCGACUUAUACAACGUGAAUUCUUUCCAGUUUUUUAUCGUAAGCAAUUCAAGAGUCAUCUUAUAAAUCCAUGACAUCUAAAUUGACAAGCCAUGAUAGUUUUGGAUUUUAACUCUUCCACUCCCAUGACUGACCAACAAGAGAUAAUUAUUAUUAUAAUAAUAAUUAUUAAAUAUUCCUGACAGUAUGAAUACAAUAUCAAGCAGACAAGUGAUGAGAAUAAAGAAAAAUAUCGAUCAAGGGUUAAUCAGCUGAUCCAAGACUAAAUUUUCCAACUCAAACCAUAAGAAUUGUGUAACAACCAGCGAGGAGAAUUACUAACGAGAUCUUGGGAGUGUAAGGAUUAAGAGUGUUGUUCACUAUUCUAAAUUUGUAUGAUUUUAGGCCACGUACUAUGGAGAACAAGGUGGCAAAGGAAAAUGCACCCUUAACCCGUUGUCUCCGAACAUUUUGAAUGCCAUUAGGAAGAAAAAUUGGAUUAUUGUUGCAGCUGCGCCUGGAACCUACCAGGAGUCUGUUGGGUGUGGUAUGUGUGUUCAAAUCACUGGCACGGGAGAAGGGAGUGGGGCUAACCCCAUUACAGGAAACCGAAGAGCAAUGAUUGUUGAUAUAUGCCCCGGUGGAUGUGGAAACAGUACGUAUCAGUGUCUUUGUAUUUGAUUGUGUGAUGAAUGGUCCUCAUUUUAGGAUUCUGUAAAUUCACGGAAUGUUUAGCUACGUGUUUCUUUUCUAGAACUUUUCGAUGCGAGCAAAAAAAUUCAUCCUCAAACUGUUCAUUAAGGUGUCUUGUAUCGAAUUAUAACAGGAAAUUUGAUUGAAAAGGUAAGAAGAACAAUUUAUAUAUUCUUUUAAAUCUACAGAUGGGUUAGAUUUCGCCGUUUCUGGCGAUGGAAGGUGGAAAAUUCACUAUCAGGCUAUUAACUGCCCGACCCUUCGAGGGAUCGAUGGUAAAAUUCAGUUUCGUUUCCAAGGAAGCAACCCUUAUUACAUCAAGCUACAAGCAAGGAAUACCAAGUGAGAUUUAUGCUAAAUGUUGCUUCAAAUUAGCGUGAUAAGACUCAUACGGACCAAAAACUAAAACUGCUCUGUUUUAAGUUGAGAUGGCUGCACUGGAUGAUAUAAAAACAAAAAUAAUAUAAAAAAAUGAUACGAUAUGAUAAGAAACGAAGGGAAACGACACGAGACGGAAUGGAACGAAACGCAAGAAACGAAACGACCCGACACGGCAAGACAAGACGCGAAACGGAACGGAAGAGAACGAAAGAAACAAGACGAAACGAAACGAAAUGAUGCAAAGAAAAUAUAAAUGAGUCAAAAUAUCCUUACUUACUUCUUAACAAAUAGAGUCAAGUUUUCAAUUUUUCUCAUCCUGUCGAUCGGUUUUUUCUUCUGUUUAAGAAUACCAACGGCUGGAAUGGAACUCCUGGUAAACGGGAGGUACCACUGUAUGAAACGUGUCUCCGACAACUUUUUCAUCGCUUCAGGACUUGGGAAAAUGGAAACUCCUCUGAGCGUACGUUUGACGGCCAUUAAUGGUUAUCAAGUGACAACGAGAAUUCCUGAGAUUAAGAAUGACUUCGACUUUCCGAGCAAGGUGCAGUUCAAGGGAAUCAAACGCGGACGUGAGUAGAUUUCUAGCAAAAAAUUGUUAAUCAAACUGAGAUAAUUUAAUUUUCAAAAGUACAAAACUGGGUAUCGUUUGGGCCAAAUUCGAUAUUGAGGGUUAAAUGAUCUCGGCCCAUCGAUUUGCGAGUGGUUGCCUACGAAAGUUAAAUGGUUACACCACAUACUUUCUUGCACCCCCAAAGGCUAGGUUUUAGAUGCCAAGUUAAUAAUAAGUAAAUAAUAAAUAAGAUCUUGGUGUGUGAAAAGGAAAACUAAAAGUCAUCCAAAAGACCACAUGCAGAACUUGCUAUGGGAUUAAGUAACUAACCGCGGACCAGUUUUGCUUAUCAUGGCACGCUCAGGGACCAAGCUGUUAAUUUUGCUUUUCCUCAUUUAUUUAUUUAAUUUAUCAAUCAAUCCAUCCAUUUGUUCAUUCAUUUACUUCUAAUUUAAAAUGAAUGAAUGGAAAGAGCUUAUUGGGGUUUGAUAUUACUAUAACUAUUAUUAUUAUCAUUAUUGUUUUUUAUAAUCAUAAUAAAAUUCUCUCAUUCCAAUUUUUUUUUUAUUCUUGUGCUUGAUCGGCUGUAGCUGGACCAGAUGGCAUAAAAUGUUUUGGUCAAGGAGAUAGACCCCCCUACCCAUCAGGAGGGAUGCAACGUUAG
Pocillopora meandrina is the source of this 3619-nucleotide messenger RNA. NCBI's taxonomy places the organism in Eukaryota, Metazoa, Cnidaria, Anthozoa, Scleractinia, Pocilloporidae. The record is from the annotation of a GenBank genome assembly.